AUGGAAUGUACAGACGAUGCAAGGAUGAGCAGUUUUUGGAGGAGGGGGACGCCGAUAUCAUCGUAUUCCGCUGCCCGUGCCAAGAAGGCCCCGCCGCCCGCUCCCAGUAAGACCGGCGGCGGCUCCGCCGUGGGCCACGUGGCGUCGGCCAUCACCGACGGGUUGCUGUGGGGCGCCGGGUCGGCCAUGGCGCACCGGGCCAUUGAUGCUGUCCACGGCCCUCGCAAGUUCGAGAUCGAGCACACGACGACUCAGCAGCAGGCCGCUGCGGCGGCGCCGGGAGGACCGUGCGACAUCCAUGCACAGGCCUUCCUAGAUUGCAUCAACCAGAACGGCAGCGACAUCAGCCGCUGCCAGUUCUACGUCGACAUCCUCAACGAUUGCCGCCGCCGCCGGGGACAGGCCGCCGCCGUCGAGGCAUCAGGAUAG
Panicum virgatum (switchgrass) is the source of this 429-nucleotide messenger RNA. Its product is annotated as coiled-coil-helix-coiled-coil-helix domain-containing protein 2-like. The coding region runs from base 1 to 429 and encodes 142 amino acids. NCBI's taxonomy places the organism in Eukaryota, Viridiplantae, Streptophyta, Magnoliopsida, Poales, Poaceae. The record is from RefSeq and is a predicted model, not a curated record. The transcript is spliced from 4 exons. Gene Ontology annotation, cellular component: nucleus; mitochondrion. Gene Ontology annotation, biological process: mitochondrion organization.